GCUUUAUUCUCUUCUGCUGACAGACGGUGCGCGAUCUGAUCGGGACGGAAGGCUUGAAUUUUUUUUUCCCCAACACAGACGGGUUUUACUCGAUGGACAAAGACUUCGUAAAUGUUUUAUAAGAACAAUCAAAUCAGAAAAUUGUACAACGGCUACUCAGAGGGCCUUCGAUUUUUGCUGUAUCUUAAAGUAUUUUCCUUUGUUGGAGAGCCACCUUGGAGACGCAGCUGACUUCUGCUUUUGAGCUGAGAUUUCAUCUCUUACUUGGCCAUUUUGUUGCAUAUCGCAAAUUCUUAAUUCAUCAAGCUUCCUAAGGAUAUCAAAAUGAAUGUCUUUACCGAUGAUGACUUUGAAUUUGCCUUCCUGGAAGAAGGAUUCAAUGCUAGAGAUAUUCUGGAGAGAAAAAUAAAUGAAGUUUCUCUUUCAGAUGACAAAGAUGCUUUUUAUGUUGCUGAUUUGGGUGACAUUGUGAAGAAGCAUUUGCGCUGGCAUCGAGCCCUUCCUCGAAUCACUCCUUUUUAUGCUGUUAAAUGCAAUGAUGAGAAAGCAGUGGUGAUGACUCUUGCUGCUAUGGGUGCGGGAUUUGACUGUGCCAGCAAGAAUGAAAUUCAAAUGGUGCAGAGCCUUGGCAUUCCUGUUGAGAAAAUAAUCUAUGCCAAUCCAUGCAAACAAGCAUCUCAAAUCAAGUAUGCUGCAGCUCAUGGUGUACAGUUGAUGACAUUUGAUAGUGAAGUGGAGCUGGUGAAAGUAGCACGGUGUCAUCCAGAAGCAAAGCUGGUUGUGCGCAUUGCUACUGAUGACUCCAAAGCUGUCUGCCGCUUGAGUGUGAAGUUUGGAGCAACACUUAAGACCUGUAGGUUACUUCUUGAACGUGCCAAAGAGCUGAAAAUUGACGUUAUUGGAGUAAGCUUUCACGUGGGAAGCGGCUGUACUGAUGCCCAGAUAUUUACCCAGACCAUUGCUGAUGCUCGUCUGGUCUUCGAUAUGGGGGCAGAAUAUGGCUUCAACAUGCACCUGCUUGAUAUUGGUGGUGGCUUCCCUGGUUCUGAUGAUGGAAAAUUCAAAUUUGAAGAGUUUGCUGCUGUUAUCAACCCUGCACUUGACAGAUAUUUCCCGGCUGAUUCUGGUAUCAAAGUCAUUUCUGAGCCUGGUCGUUUCUACGUGGCAUCUGCCUUUACAUUGGCUGUCAAUAUUAUUGCUAAGAAGCUUGUCUUUAAUGAACAGGCCGGCUCUGAUGAUGAAGAAGAUGGUAGUGAUGAAGGAACAUUUAUGUACUAUGUAAAUGAUGGUGUAUAUGGAUCAUUCAACUGUAUACUCUUUGAUCAUGCUCAUGUCAUGCCAGUUCUUCUCAAGAGGCAAAAAUCGGAUGAGAAACUGUAUUCAAACAGCAUCUGGGGCCCAACUUGUGAUGGGCUUGAUCGUAUUGUAGAGUGUUGCAACUUGCCAGAGCUUCAGGUUGGAGACUGGAUGGUGUUUGAGAACAUGGGUGCUUACACCCUUGCUGCUGCCUCAACAUUUAAUGGCUUCCAGAGACCCCAGAUCCAUUACGUUAUGUCAAGGCCAACCUGGCAGUUAAUACAGCAAAUCAAGGAAGAUGUGCAUCUCCCUGAAGCUGAUUCACAUAAUGCUGGUGGUACUGUAUUGCCAUCCUGUGCCUGGGAAAGUGGACAAGAACUUCUUUCAUCCUCGUGCACCUCAGCAAGAGUUAGUCUAAACUAUUGCAUGGAGUUCCUUAACCAGCCAGUUGACAAUUAAAUUGGGUAACAUUUUAAAGUGGAUUUCUGGGACCAGUAACUGAAGCAAAAAACUUUUACUUGUAUUUAAAGAUUAAAUCAAAAUUUGUGUAUGCAACAAAAUGGUUGACUAGGAGAUGGGAUCAUUCUAUUUGUUCCUAUGGAAAUCUGUUUACACUUUUAUAACAUUUUGUAUUUUUAUUUGAGCCACAAAUAAAAGUCGAAUU
This is a messenger RNA of Callorhinchus milii (elephant shark), 1960 nucleotides long. It is a transcript of the gene odc1, whose product is annotated as ornithine decarboxylase 1. Gene Ontology annotation, molecular function: ornithine decarboxylase activity. The record is from RefSeq and is marked provisional. NCBI's taxonomy places the organism in Eukaryota, Metazoa, Chordata, Chondrichthyes, Chimaeriformes, Callorhinchidae. Gene Ontology annotation, cellular component: cytoplasm.